CUUUCCCGGAAGAGACGUGGCAGAAGGCGGAAGGAGGCCCAAGAGGAAGGUGAGGAGGGGCAGGCCUGGGCGAGUCAGACGCCCCUCGGAGGCUCUGCCAUGGGGCUGUGCAAAUGCCCCAAGCGGAAGGUGACCAACCUCUUCUGCUUCGAGCACCGCGUCAACGUCUGCGAGCACUGCAUUGUCGCCAAUCACAACAAGUGCAUUGUCCAGUCUUACUUGCAGUGGCUCCAGGAUAGUGACUACAACCCCAACUGUCGGCUCUGCAACACCCUUCUCUCCACCAAAGAGACCGUCCGCCUCGUCUGCUAUGACCUCUUCCACUGGUCGUGCCUGAACGAGAUGGUGGCCCACCUGCCGAAGAACACGGCCCCGGCCGGCUUCCAGUGCCCCGGUUGCCAGGGGCCCCUCUUCCCGCCCGCCAACCUGGUCAGCCCCGUGGCCGCAGCCCUGACCCACAAGCUGGCCUCCGUCAACUGGGCCCGCCCCGGCCUGGGACUCCCCCUGAUCGACGAGACGGAGAUGGUUCUAGAGGCGGACCCUCACAACGCGACGGACUACACCGACUGGUCCAGUUUCACCACCCUGAGCUCCGAGGAGGCGGCCCACCAGAGUGCCUCUCCUGCGCCCGGUCCUCCUCCUCCUCCGCAAGCCCCACAAAACCUCAGCAAUGGCGCCCUGAUGCAGGAACCGCACACCGUCAUCAGCAUGAAGGACCUCAACGCUGAUCCGGUCACCAUCAACGCAGCCUCCUCUCCGCGGAAGGUAUACGACACCCGGGAAGGCAGUGCGAUGGGCAGAUCCUCCGAAAUCCGCAUCGAUUCGGACGAAGACAAGUACCGCCGGCGCCCGGCCCUCGGGUGGCUGGCCCAGCUGCUCAAGAACCGCUUUGGGGCCCGGAAGCAGCCCCGCUCCCUGAUGCAGCGCUUUGUGAUCCUGCUCCUGAUCGGCGGCAUUGGCUUCCUGACGCUGGUGGUGGUGAUGAUGAAGCUGGGCCGGGCCUCGGCCGAGAGCGACCCCAACCUGGACCCCUUGUUCAACCCCCACAUCCGGGUUGGGAAGCAGUGAGGGACUCCCUCGGUCUCCUCCUCUGCUUCUUGUGGGACCAAAUAGGCUCCUCCCCUGGCCUUUUUUGCGGGAGAGAAAGACUCCUGGGACACUUCCGAAAAGCUCCGGAAAAUCCCGCAUCGUCCUGAUGCAAAACAGACGAGCUGAGCGGCACCGAAAGGGGAAUCUCCUCUAGUAGCAGACGCCGGGAUCUAUCUAUUGCGCUUCUAUCUGAUGAGGAAAGUUGACUGACAGCCACUUUUUUCCUCUUAAGAUCUCGUUUUGAGUUGGUGUGGCUUUUGUGUGGGUCCAGAAGGAGGAGAAGGCCCUCCUCUUUGUUCCGUUCCAUCCGAAAGUUGAGAGACUUUUGUGGGUUCCGGGAUU
This is a messenger RNA of Anolis sagrei ordinatus, 1431 nucleotides long. The record is from RefSeq and is a predicted model, not a curated record. NCBI's taxonomy places the organism in Eukaryota, Metazoa, Chordata, Lepidosauria, Squamata, Anolidae.